Pocillopora damicornis (cauliflower coral) is the source of this 1351-nucleotide messenger RNA. Its product is annotated as ubiquitin-like-conjugating enzyme ATG10. The record is from RefSeq and is a predicted model, not a curated record. Gene Ontology annotation, molecular function: Atg12 conjugating enzyme activity. Gene Ontology annotation, cellular component: cytosol. NCBI's taxonomy places the organism in Eukaryota, Metazoa, Cnidaria, Anthozoa, Scleractinia, Pocilloporidae. Gene Ontology annotation, biological process: autophagy of mitochondrion; autophagosome assembly; protein modification by small protein conjugation.
UUCGAUUUGGACAAACAGCUCAGGAGGAUUCAUAUUCACUUUGUUCCACUAAAUCUUAUGCAUGUGGAAAACAGGCACCCUCUCAUACGAAGAAUUCGAAAAUGUACUCUUCGACUUCUUGGAAAGGGCUAGAAAAGUUGGAGAUUCUUGGAAUCUGGAAUAUGCUAAGGGAAAACGAAAAGUGAAGUACCUUACCAAAACACAAGUGCAGCUGGGUUUUGAUAAAGCAAGUGAAGCAGAUACAGAGGAAACUUGUGCAGAGGAUAAGAACUGGGGUGUGGAGGAAAUCGACAAUGAUUGUGUAACUUCUGGCCAGCUAGAGUCAGACAUGAACAAAACAUUUCUGAAGUAUGAAUAUCAUGUUAUCUACAGCACCAGUUAUGGUGUCCCAGUGCUUUAUUUUACUGCAAGCAGACAAGGAACAUCCUCACCUUGGGGUUCCAUUUUACCAACUUCAUCCUUGUCACACCGCAGAUAUGAUGAAGAAAAUUGCAGGUGUCGCUGAAGAUCAAGAGGACAAUGUUUCUGCAAACUACCUUGUAACAUGGCUGAGUACAGUUGGACCAGUUGUGGGCCUGAAAAUUCCCACAGAAUACUCCACAUAACAUUGGCUUAACACAAGAAAAUCUGAAUACUCUGAGAAAUAGUAGAGCAAUGAAGCCCAAGUAAGCCUGGGACCAGUUACCUUACUGGUUUGGCUGUGAGAAGAUAUUGUCUUAAAGGCCUUCUAACAGCAAGCAGGAAAAUGAACACCAAUUUUUUUGGAUUGGUCCCCUGGGGUGGGUCGUUCAAAGCUGGGUUAAGAUAACCAGUGGUUAAUGUGAAAUCUGAUUUCAGAUCUAAUAACUUUAAAAGUCAAAUUCUUUUCAUCUAGAAUAGGACUAUUUCAUGCUCUAGAAAGAACACAGGAAUUAUCCCAAAAAGGCUUUUGAAUAAAGGAAUGAAGAAACCCAGAUUAAAAUUUAACCUUGGGUUAGCACUAAUCAGCCUUCAAACAACUGGGCCCAGGUUCACAAAUUACUUUUUUUUUCACCCAAGUCCUCUUCUGUGAUGCAGGGAUCAUGCCAAAGUAAAACACAUUUACUUUGCCAUUAUUUUUUUUUUUGACAUGUUUUCACAUGCUGAGAUUACAUGAAAAAUGUUUCAUAAUCUGUAUGCUUGAGGUGCAAAAAUUUGUUCUUGUCCAAAUUCUUUCUUGGUGCCAGUUUGUAAACAAUGAGAAUAUUAAAAAUAAAAUAAUUUGGUUAAAUGUUGGAACAUCCUUGGUUUUACAAGAGACACCUCUUAAGGCAGCAUUCAAGUUUCCCACUUGAGUUGAGAUGCUUUAAGACACAGAUUGUUACAGUUUAAA